Molecule: messenger RNA, 552 nt
Organism: Macrobrachium nipponense
Lineage: Eukaryota; Metazoa; Arthropoda; Malacostraca; Decapoda; Palaemonidae
Gene: l(2)37Cg
Product: DNA-directed RNA polymerases I and III subunit RPAC2-like
Exons: 3
Coding region: 97-537 (146 amino acids)
Biological process (GO): DNA-templated transcription
Cellular component (GO): RNA polymerase I complex; RNA polymerase III complex
Molecular function (GO): protein dimerization activity; DNA binding
Source: RefSeq, a predicted model, not a curated record
CCAUAUCCCAGCUAGAACUACUACUACAAUCGCAAGUUCCCAACUUCGUAAGUUUCGACAAGACACGAGAGCGAGACAAUCUCUGUACAAGUCACAAUGCCUGUUGGUGCAGAUGGUUUUCGGCUUCCUAGCGUUUAUAACUGUGAAGAGAAAUGCAAAUUAGAAUGGGUAACUGGUCCAGGUCAGGAUGACUUUUGUAGAACAUUUGUCAUCAAUGGUGAAGAUCACACUUUAGGAAACAUAUUGAAGCAUGUUAUUAUGCAAAACCCAGAUGUAUCUUAUUGUGGCUAUACUGUUCCCCAUCCAAUGGAUAAGAAAAUACAUCUCCGCAUCCAGACAAACAAAAUACCUGCCCUUGAUGUCUUGCACACAGCCCUGAAAAAUCUUAAAGCUGAAAAUGAGGCUAUUAAGAAAAUUCUAAAGGUUUGUAAAAGUCAUUACAUUGUUUAUAAUAAUAAAUCCUUAAUUUGUAGCCAUUUUCUGUGUCCAAAUCUUCCUAUAAACAAUUAUUCUUCCAAGGAAAAAAAAGAGCUAUAGCCUUGUUCAUUUGGU